AUGACGCUCUGCCCCCAGGCCGUCAACAACAGUUACUGCCCGUUUUACGUGCUUCCCUUCUGCGAAGUGAACAACUACACCGUCUCCUCGACCCAAGAGCCGUGGUUCUCCGUGGGGAUCCGCUACCCGACGCCAGACGGAAACCCCGCGGCGGCCGCGCAGCGUCUGGGCUGCUUGGUGCACGACGUGCGCUUCCUGACGUGCAGCUGGCAGGUGGGCAGCGAGGCGCCCGGCGACGUGCAGUACCGCCUGUUCCUGCAGGACCUCGGCACCUACCAGCUGGAGGAGUGUCCGCAGUACGGGGUGGACGCGCGGGGCACGCACGUGCGGUGUCAGUUCACCAACGUGUCCCGGCUGGGAGGACACGUCCAGGUCCUGGUCAACGGCUCCAGCCCGAGCACCAGGGUCCCCUGCUCUGAACUGACCGUGGAGCCCGGAGAAAUCGAGAGAUUAAGUCUGCCCAAGAUCAGUGGGACGUGCAACCAAUCCUAUUCAACCAUGGAGUGGAAAGUGUUCAGUUACUUUCACCACAGGUUUCGAUACGAACUUGAAAUACAAAAGGGCUCAGACCCCCCCUACACAGAGCAGCUCCUGCAGAACUCCUACGUGCUGCCCAAUCCCGGCACCUACGUAGCGAGGCUGAGGGCGGGCAAGUUCUUCCGGACCGUCUGGAGCGAGUGGAGCGCCCCCCAGCGGUUCGACUGUGACAGCGGGGACGACUUGCACUUCCGAGACUGGCUGACGACCGCUCUGAUCCUGCUGGGCGCGCUGCUGACCGUCGGGCUGGGAGUCGUGCUGUGCGGAAGGUCACUGCCGCCCACGGACAAGCGGACGCUGGGUCCCCGGUGCUGCCCUGGGACACCGUCCGUCCUGGGAUCCUUAGUACUCGCUGCUCCAGAAACUCUUCCCCCCCAUCCCCCACAUGAAGGACCCCAUCAGCGACAACCUGCAGAGCAGCAAGCUGGUGACCUGGGAGGCCAGCAGAGCAAGCCGGGAGGACUGCCAGGUGGCGGAGGUGCAGGUUCUGGGGGAAACAUGAAGCCGGAGCUUCACGGGCACUGCAGGAGCCUGGACAGCCAGGAGCUGGACCACGGGGCGCGGGAGGGGGGAGUGGGGAGCGGGACGGGCGGGGGGACCGGCCUCCCCAGCGCCAGUUCCACGAGCUGCCACCAGAGGGGCAUGCUGUGAGGGGUUCGUUUCCUAAAUAAAGGUUUUUUCCAGCCAAUGCCUGGACUCCGGAGGGUGGACCCGGCCCCUGUUGCGCUGGGUCCUCCUGAAAUGA
Molecule: messenger RNA, 1282 nt
Organism: Suricata suricatta (meerkat)
Lineage: Eukaryota; Metazoa; Chordata; Mammalia; Carnivora; Herpestidae
Gene: IL3RA
Product: interleukin 3 receptor subunit alpha
Exons: 10
Coding region: 1-1188 (395 amino acids)
Biological process (GO): immunoglobulin mediated immune response; cytokine-mediated signaling pathway
Cellular component (GO): external side of plasma membrane; membrane
Molecular function (GO): protein binding; cytokine receptor activity
Source: RefSeq, a predicted model, not a curated record